Messenger RNA from Abrus precatorius (Indian licorice), 1035 nucleotides. RefSeq names its product probable protein phosphatase 2C 72. Gene Ontology annotation, molecular function: protein serine/threonine phosphatase activity. NCBI's taxonomy places the organism in Eukaryota, Viridiplantae, Streptophyta, Magnoliopsida, Fabales, Fabaceae. The transcript is spliced from 5 exons. Bases 1 to 1035 code for a protein of 344 amino acids. Gene Ontology annotation, biological process: protein dephosphorylation. The record is from RefSeq and is a predicted model, not a curated record.
AUGGGUAUCUGCAUUUCCAUUGCAUCUUCAGAGAUUCAUGGGGUCCCUGAAGAAGUUCACAAUGAGAAUGUGAUAAUAUUUGAAGCAAGCAAGGUCCUAAGUGGGAGUGAGAGACUUUUCUCUGUUUACUCUAAACAGGGUACCAAAGGACUCAACCAAGAUGCUGCCUCUCUUCAUCAGGGUUAUGGGAUGGAAGAUGAAGCAUUUUGUGGCGUUUAUGAUGGGCAUGGAAAGAAUGGACACAUAGUGAGCAAAAUAGUAAACAAUCGUUUGUCUUCACUCAUACUGAGCCAAAAGAAUAUUAUUGAAAAUAUUGAUAAGAUAGAAAAUGGUAACCAUGUUGACAGAAUGAAAGAGGUCUCUGUUGCAAAAAAUUUUAAGAAAUGGAAAGAAGUUAUUGUUAGUGCUUUCAGAGUGAUGGACAAGGAAGUGAAGCUUCAAGGGAAUCUAGAUUGCUCUUGCAGUGGAACCACAGCUGUAGUUGUCAUAAAACAGGGUGAAGGUCUUGUUAUAGCAAAUUUGGGUGACUCGAGAGCUGUGUUGGGAACAAUCUAUGAUGAAAAACUCGUAGCCAUUCAAUUGACCACAGAUUUGAAGCCUGGGUUACCUCGCGAAGCAGAAAGAAUAAGGAGGUGCAAUGGUCGUGUGUAUGCGCUGAAGGAAGAACCACAUGUCGAGCGAGUGUGGUUGCCUAAAAAUAAGAACUCCCCUGGCUUAGCUAUGUCUCGAGCUUUUGGAGAUUUCGUGCUCAAAGAUCACGGUGUCAUUGCCAUUCCAGAUAUUUCAUAUCACCCUCUAACAUCAACUGACCAAUUUAUUGUUCUUGCAACUGAUGGGGUGCGGGAUGUACUAAGUAACAAUGAAGUUGCAUCAAUUGUGUGGAGUGUGGACUCUGAAGAGGCAGCGGCAAGGGCAGUAGUGGAAGCAGCCACUGCUGCAUGGGAAAAUAAAUACCCUUACUGUAAAGUAGAUGAUUGCACCGUGGUUUGCCUCUUCCUGCAGAAGAAGUCACAACUUCGGCCAUAUGAAAAGUGA